Messenger RNA from Racocetra persica, 210 nucleotides. NCBI's taxonomy places the organism in Eukaryota, Fungi, Glomeromycota, Glomeromycetes, Diversisporales, Gigasporaceae. The record is from the annotation of a GenBank genome assembly.
AUGUCCCCUCACACAGGAACCAGCAUCCGAACAAGCGCAAGCAGACUCACACACCCAGCUCAAUUCAAUCUCUCACAGAACAUCACCUUAUGUGAAGAACCAAUUUUACAAUCCGUUAACGAAAUAUUAACUGCCAUUCUACCACCUAGCCCUCUAUUAACUAAUGAUGAGCAAGACCUACUCAAACAACUAGACACUCAGAAAUUUAAC